ACAGUAUCAAAAGCAGCAGUUAGAGUUAAUCCUUUCCUGAAAGCACAAAGAUUUCAAGAAACAAGGAGUGAAUGGGAAAGGAGGGCCAAGGUAAGAAAGAAAAAGAGAGGGAGAAAGGGGAAAAAAAGGUGGGAAUGAGGAAUCAUAGAGACAGAAUACAAAUAAACCCACAAAAACAUCAAUUAUAGACCAAACACAGAAAGUGAGAGGAGGAUUUAGCAAGAGCAAGAGUGAAAACUAGGAUCACAUUGUGGAGACCAGCUGAACAGAGAAGACACAAGAGUACAAAUAGCAGUUCAGGGAUCCUCUGAGACUAGAGACUGAGAAGGCUCAUAGCAGCAUCGGCGGCAGCAGCAGCAGCAGCAGCAGCAGCAGCAGCCAGGGAUACAUUUUUAUGAAAACCAAAACAGAUAACUGAGCUUUUUGAGAGGAAACCUUGAUUUUGGAGGGGUGGAGUGAAUGUAAAGGAAGAGUCUCUUUGCUAUGACAGAAAUAUAUUGAAGAAUAUUUAAUAGAGUGUGUUCUUUCUCAGGUAUUUUCCAAGUUGACAAUUAAAUCUGUCAGACAACAUGCCUGAACAAAGCAAUGAUUAUAGAGUAGUGGUGUUUGGAGCAGGAGGCGUUGGCAAGAGCUCCUUGGUCUUGAGGUUUGUGAAAGGCACUUUCCGAGAGAGCUAUAUCCCCACUGUUGAAGAUACCUAUCGUCAGGUGAUCAGCUGUGAUAAGAGUAUCUGCACUUUGCAGAUCACUGACACAACAGGUAGCCAUCAGUUCCCAGCAAUGCAACGCCUCUCUAUUUCCAAAGGCCAUGCCUUUAUCUUGGUUUAUUCUAUCACAAGCCAACAGUCCUUGGAAGAACUCAAACCCAUCUAUGAACAGAUUUGUCAGAUCAAAGGAGAUGUGGAAAGCAUUCCAAUCAUGCUAGUGGGGAACAAGAAUGAUGAGAGUCCAAACCGAGAGGUGGAGAGCAGUGAGGGUGAAGCUUUGGCAAAGAAAUGGAAGUGUGCCUUUAUGGAGACCUCAGCCAAGAUGAAUCAUAAUGUCAAAGAACUCUUCCAAGAGCUACUAAACCUGGAGAAACGCAGGACUGUGAGUCUUCAGAUUGAUGGAAAAAAGAGUAAACAGCAGAAAAGGAAGGAGAAGCUGAAGGGUAAAUGUGUGGUCAUGUGAAAGCCCUGCCCGUGUGAAGCAAGUCCAUAUUUCUUGUUUCUACAUGCCCCUCCCCCAUCCUCGCUGAUGUCUAUGUUAAACUUAAAGAUAAAAAUACUCAGUGAUUAAAGAUAAGAUGCCCAUUGACUGAAAA
This is a messenger RNA of Phascolarctos cinereus (koala), 1302 nucleotides long. RefSeq names its product DIRAS family GTPase 2 (gene DIRAS2). The record is from RefSeq and is a predicted model, not a curated record. Gene Ontology annotation, molecular function: GTP binding; GTPase activity. Gene Ontology annotation, biological process: signal transduction. Gene Ontology annotation, cellular component: membrane. NCBI's taxonomy places the organism in Eukaryota, Metazoa, Chordata, Mammalia, Diprotodontia, Phascolarctidae.